UUCGGUUGUGUCCGUGAUAAGGGCGACAUUUGCCGAUUGCUUGUGUACCGGAAGUGUCGAAGUAAACGCAGGCAGAUUCUUGUCAACACAGGUAGAGGGACAUACCCUAGCAACGACACCCCGGUCUGCAAUCAUGUCUGACGUAGAAGAAACAUUCAAGAGGAUCCAGUCUCACAAAGGUGUCUUGGGAAUCAUUGUAGUCAACAGUGAAGGUAUCCCGAUCAGGACAACGCUGGACAACUCGACCACUGUCCAAUAUGCCGGUCUGAUUCAUUCCUUAGCAGCCAAAGCCAAAAGCUGUAUCAGAGAUAUUGACCCACAGAAUGAGUUGUGCUUCUUCCGACUCAGGACGAAAAAACAUGAGAUUAUGUGUGCACCAGACCAUGAUUACUUGAUGAUUGUCAUCCAGAGUUAGGAUCCACUGGGAGGGAAGAUCUGCAUGCAUUGCGUUAGGGGUGGGGGGAGGGGUCUGUCACUCUACAUGGACUUUGCUGUCAUUAUAUGGAUGUCAAUUCCAAUAUAUUUAUUCUGCUUCCUGAACCUGGUGUCCUGUAUCCGAACAAAUGGUUGAUUUCAAGUUUCUCCGAAAUAUUACUUAAUAUUCAUCAUUCUUUGUAUGUUUAUCACAUUCUUAGAAUUUGGUGAAAGUCAUGUAGAGUUUCAUUGAAGUUUUAUUUGAUCUAUUUAUGAAAUUGUCAUUUGUUAUUGAAAUUAAAUCUUCAUCUCUGAA
This is a messenger RNA of Haliotis rubra (blacklip abalone), 730 nucleotides long. RefSeq names its product dynein light chain roadblock-type 2-like. Gene Ontology annotation, cellular component: cytoplasmic dynein complex; centrosome; cytoplasm. Gene Ontology annotation, molecular function: dynein intermediate chain binding. Lineage: Eukaryota; Metazoa; Mollusca; Gastropoda; Lepetellida; Haliotidae. The record is from RefSeq and is a predicted model, not a curated record. The transcript is spliced from 4 exons. Bases 134 to 415 code for a protein of 93 amino acids. Gene Ontology annotation, biological process: microtubule-based movement.